Messenger RNA from Ornithodoros turicata, 1287 nucleotides. RefSeq lists its product as uncharacterized. Lineage: Eukaryota; Metazoa; Arthropoda; Arachnida; Ixodida; Argasidae. Bases 82 to 1038 code for a protein of 318 amino acids. The transcript has 2 exons. The record is from RefSeq and is a predicted model, not a curated record.
UUGCUUAAUUCGCACAGUCCCAUUGGCAAAGGAUUUAAGGCACCACUUCGCAAUGGAACAAUUUCCCAGCAAGGAAAAAGGAUGCUUACAUUGUCGUCAAGAAUGAUGACACUGCGACUUCCAUCCGGGGAGCUAGCUGCUCAGCAUGGGAGACGCAUGUCAGUCAUCAGCGUGGCCUUUACGCUAAAAAGUGUUGCACAGCUGGCAGAAGCGCUGUUCCAGGCGGGCGCAUGCAGUUACAUCACUACGUACCGCCUCAGCCAGGACCACUUGGAACUGUUCUUCAGCUGCAUCAGGCAAAGAGGAGGAUGGAAUAACAACCCAUCAGCUUCCCAAUUCCGUCAUGCCUACAGGAAGCUUCUGAUACACGCUGAAGUUCAGGCCCCAAGCUCUGCGAAUGUCGCGCCUACAGUGGAAGGCAUAGAGACACUCGGUCACCAGGGCAAGCCGCGAAGGGAGGAAAGUGCAGGUGAGGAGACUCCCACUGCAGAAGUUCCUGCAGAGGACAACAUCUGUGCCCUUCUACAGUGUGCUGACCAUGACUACGGGGAAUCAUCCAGACUCAGCAGGUUCAGCGAGGAUAUUGUUGCCUAUAUUGGAGGAUAUGUUGUUAGAAUUGUCUCCUCAAAACUCACCUGUAAUGGUUGUUUGGACACACUCCUAGAUGACGAGACAUCAAGUGUUCUCAUCAUGCUCAGGGACAAUGGAGGGCUGGUUAAACCAUCCUCCUUUGUUACACGUCUGCUGUGUUGCGCUCAGCAGACCUUUCGUCUCGAGAAAUUGAGGUCUGUGAAGCUUGUAGUGCGGGUGAUCGUUUUGAAAUCGUUUAAUCACUUCAUCCUAACACACGGUGACAAGCUACCACUGUGCCAGCACUAUGCAGAGGAGCCUGAUCACAUAAUUUCACUGGCGAAAGUGAUCCUGCAAAAGUAUGCUGGCAUCAGAUUAAGAGAACAUAGUCGAAGAAUUACAGAAGCAAGUCGUGGUGCCCAAGUGAGGCAGAUGCUCACGAAACAAAUCUUGUUCCGCAAUCAGUAGAUGCCCUAAAUCGUCGUCGUCUUCGCUCGCCCCAAGUGGACCUGCGACCCAAAAUUUAUUUUUUCUUCUUACAUAUACCUGUGUGCCUUGAUGAAAACACUAACAGUUUACGACGCUUUCCUACAUUGUUGCAUUGUUAUAACGCGCAAACGACGGAACAAGGUAGGAGUGAUACACAGGCAGUAACAUGUAUCACGAAUUUCGCUUGUUGUCCCUGUUAAUGACCAACAACCACGGCAAAUAAAGGCC